Molecule: messenger RNA, 585 nt
Organism: Chenopodium quinoa (quinoa)
Lineage: Eukaryota; Viridiplantae; Streptophyta; Magnoliopsida; Caryophyllales; Amaranthaceae
Product: probable serine/threonine-protein kinase WNK5
Exons: 1
Coding region: 1-585 (194 amino acids)
Biological process (GO): intracellular signal transduction; protein phosphorylation
Cellular component (GO): cytoplasm
Molecular function (GO): ATP binding; protein serine/threonine kinase activity
Source: RefSeq, a predicted model, not a curated record
AUGACAGAUCUGCACAGUCAAACCCCACCGAUUAUGCACCGUGAUGUUAACCUCGAGAACAUCUUUAUUAAUGGGAAUACAGGCGAGGUUAAGCUAGGAGAGUUUGGUGCCGCGAGAAGGCUUGAAGAGGGUGCUGAUUUACAGGACUAUCCUGAUGCACCAGAGUACAUGGCACCAGAGGUUUUUCUGUUGGACUAUGAUCAGCGGGCUGACAUGUAUUCUUUCGGGAUGUGCGUGGUUCAGAUGAUGAGUAAAGAAAAGAUUUACAGCGAAUGCAAGAAUCGCGAUGAGAUUCAGUCGCGUGUUCAGAGGGGUGUAAGGCCUGCUGCGUUUGAAAAAGUGACAGAUCCUGAGAUUAGGGAGUUCAUUGAUGUCUGUCUGGCACUUCCACAUGACAGAUCUGCAGCAUCUGAUCUUUUGAGAGACCCGUUGAUUCACUCGGAGGCUAAUUUUGAAGGCAUACGAACAGGGUUGAGCAGUGCAGGUAUAGCUGAUGCAGAUGAGAGGCUGCGCGGAAUGAUGCAGGGAGGAGGAAGAGGAAGAAGCAAGCCUGUUUGGCGUCAGAAGCUGUCAAAAAUGUCGUAA